This is a messenger RNA of Planococcus citri (citrus mealybug), 860 nucleotides long. RefSeq names its product cuticle protein 7-like. The record is from RefSeq and is a predicted model, not a curated record. Gene Ontology annotation, cellular component: extracellular matrix. The transcript has 2 exons. Lineage: Eukaryota; Metazoa; Arthropoda; Insecta; Hemiptera; Pseudococcidae. Bases 145 to 576 code for a protein of 143 amino acids.
AUAGGCAGAACAGCGUAAAGUUCACGUAAUAUGUGGAUAAUAUUAAUUGCGUAUAUAAACUGAAUCGUGCACUGUUUUUAUCUUAGAAAUAGAAUAAACUUUGUACGUAGAAGAUCACCUGAAAACCACGCAUAUCAAAUCAACAUGGUUUCUAAGAGCGCUUUACUAUGCUGCACCCUGAUCGCCUUAACCUGUGCUAGUCCAAUCGCCCCCAUCUACAACGAACACGAAGCAGUCGACUACCACGCAUACCCAAAAUACCACUUCACCUAUAAUAUAAAAGAUGAACACACAGGAGACGUGAAAAGCCAGCACGAAGAACGUGACGGUGGCAUUGUCAAGGGCAGCUACAGCCUUAUCGAACCCGAUGGCUCGAAAAGAACCGUAGAAUAUACCGCCGAUGACCACAAUGGCUUCAACGCUGUCGUACUCAAGGACCCCGGAUACCAUCCUCAACCAUACAAAGCUCCUUUGGUAGCUUAUGCCGCAGCUCCAGCUUACAAAGCUGAACCAGUCUUGGCCUAUGCUGCUCCCGCAUACAAAGGAUAUGCUCCUGUUACGCCAUCGUAUUAUUAAGAUCAUAGUGUAGACUAACAACUUCUAUUUGUGCCCAACAAUCAUAAGGAAUUUCUUAAAUUGGACUUGAGGGUUUUUUUUCAGUGUCCAAUGAUGUGCGUUCCUUAUGAAGAGAUCUCUUUCGUAGGUUAUAAGAGAAUAUGUCAGAACGUUUGAUAAUAUUGAAGUUAUCUAGAUGAUACCAAAAAUGAACAUAUCGAUAUUUAUGCGUUUUAUACUUUUUUAUACCUAUUAUAUUUAUAUUUAUUUUAUAUUUUUUUGAAAUAAACGAAAUUUUCAGCGCA